Molecule: messenger RNA, 1107 nt
Organism: Mytilus californianus (California mussel)
Lineage: Eukaryota; Metazoa; Mollusca; Bivalvia; Mytilida; Mytilidae
Exons: 8
Coding region: 75-923 (282 amino acids)
Source: RefSeq, a predicted model, not a curated record
GCAUUGGGUAUUAAAAUGGUAGCUUGAUGAGAAAAUAUUUUUGAAGAAUUAACAAGUCAUGUGAUUUAACAGCUAUGAGAGAUGGACUACUUCUUGUUACAACGAUAUUCUUACAAAAUGAACUAUUCUUCAAAUUUUCUCAAGCAUCAAAUUUACUAGAAAUAAGUCAUUCUGUAUGUUUGAAAUGGAUGAUCAAGGACGAACAAUUAUUUUUAAUUUGUAAAGUUUCACAUCCUUUCCUGCCUGUAGUAAUUUACAAAAACCAUAUUCAGCAAGCACGUUGUGUUAUAAUUCAUGAACCAGUCUGUACCAACUCUACAUCGUUUAUAAAAUCAACAAACGAAACAGUUUAUACGAUAACCAAAUUUGAUCCAGAAAUAGUUAAUGGUAAUUGGAGUUGCUCUCAUGGAUCUGGAGGAAAAAAUCCUAAAGACAGUGUUCAAGUCAAUAUUUUGUGUGACGACUUUUCGCAAGUCUAUGCUGAAGUCCUUGCUUCUCUGUUCGGUGCUAUUGUCAUAGCAAGCAUAACUAAGAAAUGUCUAAAGAUUAUAAAGAAACCUGAAGUUAAUGAAGGGACAACUAUGCGCCGUGACGAAGACGAAGAAGGAAUUCGGUUUUGUGCAACAAUUUGUAAAACUGAAUACAGUGCUAAACAGAUACUAGGUAUCAAGGUUACAAUAUGUGGACUGCUGCUAAUGGGGUUAUUUGCAAUGGUUAUAUUUUUUGCUGAACAACAGUGUUUUAUAGAAAACUUGAGCAUAAAACGUAGUGUGUGUAUUGGAAGUGGAUUGGUUGUUGGUUUUACAAUUUGUGUCAUUUGUAUGACUAUGCGUAAAGGUGACAGAAUCAAGACCUGCACUGAUACCACGAAUGGAGAAGGGGUCCCGCUCCAAAUGUUGAAGAAUAGACGGAAUUCAUUAUAGAAUAAUUGUUUGUGGAUGUGACACAUCUUCUGAUUAGCUGAACAUUUUUUUACUAUCAGCUCAUAGACAUACUUUAAUCAUGUGAUCAUGACAUCUUCAACGUUUUUGUCAUGAUGGACACCUUUAAAACGGAAAUUUGAUUCAAAUGAUAUGUUUUUUUUAUUUAAAACUCGCAUAAUCAUAA